Molecule: messenger RNA, 4699 nt
Organism: Solanum stenotomum
Lineage: Eukaryota; Viridiplantae; Streptophyta; Magnoliopsida; Solanales; Solanaceae
Product: translocase of chloroplast 159, chloroplastic
Exons: 1
Coding region: 140-4495 (1451 amino acids)
Biological process (GO): protein targeting to chloroplast
Cellular component (GO): chloroplast outer membrane
Molecular function (GO): GTP binding; GTPase activity
Source: RefSeq, a predicted model, not a curated record
AACCUUAUCGUCUACUCUUAUCUCACAAGAACCAAACCCCUCUUUGUUCUCUCCACAGAGAACUUGUUAUCUUUCCACUUUUCAAUCCUUCCAUUUGUCACAGUUGAGUAUCGGAGUUGUUGUUGUUGUUGCUGGCGCCAUGGAUUCCGAAGAAGCGACGUUUUCCCCUCCUGCUGUUUCUUCUUCUCCAGGUUCUUCUCCCAUCAACAAUUCUUCUAAUCAUACUGAAACUGAAAAUGUCUCCAAAGUUAAUGUAGAAAUCACUGAUUCCGAUAUUAAUAGUAAUAGCAAUAGUGAGGGUAAAAGCGUUAGUGAUGUAACUAUUGUGGGUGGUCAGCAAGAAUUGCCAAUUCCUGCUGACCCAGAUGAGGGAACCCUAGAAAAAACUAUUGGUGAAGAGAAGUUGAAUGAUUCCGUUGUGGGUUCUGCGGAUGUUUCGAUGUUGAAGUCAGAGAAGCCUGUUUCUGAGGUUUCUAUGAGUGAGGGUGUUGAAAAUGUUGAGGUUUUAGGGGGAGGAAAGGGUGAAGAUGUUGGUGGUUCUGUUCCUGUUAUUGGGAAUAGUUUACCUGAUUCUACUGACUCUGAUGCCACUAAAUCUAUGGGGACGGGAAUUGAAGGCUCGGAGGGAAAUACUGAAGAGUUUGACUCAGCUGAUAAGUUGAAUUCGAUUGAGCAGGUGAAAGAUAGUGGUGGUGAGGUUGCAGUAGGUGCAGAAUUGAAAGAGGGUGAGGAUAGGUCCACUCAGGAGGAGGUGAAGGAAACUGUGGAGGAUGAAAAGAUAGAAUUGAAAGCGGGUGGGGAUAGGUCUAUCGAGGAGGAGGUGAAGGAGACUGUGGAGGAUGAAAAGAUGGAAUUGCAAGGGGGUGAGGAUAGGUCCAUUCAGGAGGAGGUGAAGGAGAUUGUGGAGGAUGAAAAGAAUGAAGCUUUAACUAGUGUUGCUUCAUCUAAUUUGAAGGAGGCUGAGGAACCUACCUCGGUCAUUGAAGAGAGUGCUAUUGCUUCAUCCAAUUUGAAGGAGGCUGAGGAACCUACCUCGGUCAUUGAAGAGAGUGCUAUUGCUUCAUCCAAUUUGAAGGAGGCUGAGGAACCUACCUCGGUCAUUGAAGAGAGUGCUAUUGCUUCAUCCAAUUUGAAGGAGGUUGAGGAACCUACCUCGGUCAUUGAAGAGAGUGCUAGUGCUUCAUCCAAUUUGAAGGAGGCCGAGGAACCUACCUCGGUCAUUGAAGAGAGAGCUAUACAUAGUGAUGAUGCCGAAAAACUCAAUAAGGUGGUUGUUGAACAACCGUCAGAAUCUUUGUUGGCUGAAACAGAUGGUGAGAAAUUUACUUCCGAAGGAGAUGCAGUUGUGGAUGCCAUUGAAGUCAAUGUCUCAGGGCCAGGGGUUGCUGUUGUUGGAGAUGUGGAAGAGAGCAAGGAAGUGGAAGAACAUAUUGAAGGUACUACUGAUGAGAAUGUGACAUCAGUAAAUGAUGUUGGUGAGACCAGACAACUUAUUGAAGAAGUGGCUAAUAUGACAGUUGAUGAAGUAGAUGCACAAGACCCUAAGCCUGUGGUGGAUGAUACUGUUGCAGCUGCAGAAUCAAAGCCUGUGGAUAACAUUGUUGGUGCUGGAAAACUAGAUUCUGGAGAUGUUCAGACUAGUGAUGUGGUAGCUGUUACUGAGGAAAUUAAAGAAGCUGAUCCUGAAACUGUUAAUAAAAGGCUGGACACCAAGGAUGUUGAAGUGGAACCAGAGCAGGCAGUGUCUGGAACUAUAUAUGCCAAUGGUGACCAUUCCGGAGAAAGCAUCGAGGGAGAUGUAGUGGAAGUUGAAGUCUCUGGUCAAACAUCUGCCAUAUCAAGGUCAAUCACUGGCUCAGAGCAAGAAGGAGAAGCUAAAGAUCAUAUAGGUGAAGAAGCUGACCUUGAAGGCUCAGUUUCAGAUGGAGAGACAGAUGGUAUGAUUUUUGGAAGCUCUGAAGCUGCCAAACAGUUUAUGGAGGAGCUGGAAAGGGAAUCUGGUGGUGGCUCUUAUGCUGGUGCUGAGGUUUCGCAGGAUAUUGAUGGUCAGAUUGUCACUGACUCAGAUGAGGAGGCUGAUACUGAUGAAGAAGGAGAUGGGAAGGAGUUGUUUGAUUCAGCUGCCUUAGCUGCUCUUUUAAAAGCAGCAACAGGUGGUGAUUCUGAUGGUGGCAACAUAACAAUCACGUCUCAAGAUGGAUCAAGACUAUUCUCUGUUGAACGUCCUGCUGGUCUUGGGUCAUCACUCCGGUCACUGAGGCCAGCUCCCCGACCAAGCCAACCCAAUCUUUUUACUCAUUCCAGUCUUCAGAACAGUGGAGAAUCUGAGAACAACUUGAGUGAAGAAGAGAAAAAGAAACUGGAGACACUACAGCAGAUUAGGGUCAAGUUUUUGAGGCUUAUUCACAGGCUGGGUCUUUCUUCUGAUGAGCCCAUAGCUGCACAAGUUUUGUACCGGAUGACACUUAUUGCACGAAGGCAAAACAGUCCACUUUUUAGCAUUGAGGCUGCAAAGAUGAAAGCUUUCCAGCUUGAAGCAGAGGGGAAAGAUGAUUUGGACUUCUCCGUGAAUAUCCUGGUUAUUGGCAAAUCUGGGGUGGGUAAGAGUGCUACCAUAAACUCUAUCUUUGGAGAGGAAAAAACAUCAAUUGAUGCCUUUGGACCUGCUACCACCAGUGUGAAAGAGAUCAGUGGUGUUGUAGAUGGUGUUAAGAUUCGGGUGUUUGAUACACCUGGCCUCAAGUCCUCUGCGAUGGAACAGGGUUUCAAUCGCAGUGUCUUGUCUUCAGUAAAGAAGUUGACUAAGAAGAACCCCCCUGAUAUUUUCCUCUAUGUCGAUCGACUGGAUGCCCAAACUAGAGAUCUCAAUGAUCUUCCUAUGCUGAAGACUAUCACAAGUUGUCUUGGUCCUUCAAUAUGGCGAAGUGCCAUAGUCACCCUCACACAUGGAGCUUCUGCACCUCCAGAUGGACCUUCUGGAUCCCCUUUAAGUUAUGAGGUGUUUGUUACUCAAAGAUCUCAUGUUGUUCAGCAGUCUAUCGGGCAAGCAGUAGGCGAUUUACGAAUGAUGAGUCCAAGUUUGAUGAAUCCUGUCUCUCUGGUAGAAAAUCAUCCAUCUUGUAGGAGGAAUAGGGAUGGACAUAAGAUACUACCUAAUGGCCAGAGCUGGAGGCCUCAAUUACUGCUAUUAAGCUACUCAAUGAAGAUCUUAUCUGAAGCAAGUGCACUUUCAAAGCCUGAAGAUCCAUUUGAUCACCGUAAGCUCUUUGGUUUCCGCACACGCUCACCACCUCUUCCGUACAUGCUUUCUUCAAUGUUGCAGUCACGUGCGCAUCCAAAGCUUUCUGCUGAGCAGGGUGGUGACAACGGUGAUUCAGACAUUGACUUAGAUGAUUUGUCAGACUCUGACCAAGAAGAAGAAGAUGAGUACGACCAGCUUCCUCCCUUCAAGCCUCUUCGGAAGGCUCAGCUUGCUAAGCUCAGCAAAGAACAGAGGAAGGCGUACUUUGAGGAGUAUGACUAUAGGGUCAAGCUCCUUCAGAAGAAACAGUUGAGAGAAGAGUUAAAAAGAAUGAAAGAGAUGAAAAGUAAGGGAAAAGAGGCGGCAAUUGACUAUGGUUAUGCAGAGGAAGAAGCUGAUGCAGGUGCAGCAGCUCCUGUAGCAGUUCCCCUCCCUGACAUGGCCCUCCCACCUUCUUUUGAUAGUGAUAAUCCCGCCUACAGGUACCGCUUCUUGGAGCCCACAUCACAGUUCCUUGCAAGGCCUGUUCUGGACACGCAUGGUUGGGAUCAUGAUUGUGGCUAUGAUGGUGUUAAUGUGGAACAGAGUUUAGCCAUUGCAAGUCGUUUCCCUGCUGCAGUUACUGUGCAAAUCACCAAAGAUAAGAAGGAUUUCAGUAUCAAUUUGGACUCUUCUAUUGCUGCCAAGCACGGAGAAAAUGGAUCAACCAUGGCUGGCUUUGAUAUUCAAAGCAUAGGAAAGCAACUUGCCUAUAUUGUCCGAGGAGAAACCAAAUUCAAAAACUUGAAGAAGAACAAGACUGCUUGCGGAAUUUCUGUUACAUUUCUAGGUGAAAAUAUGGUUACUGGACUUAAAGUUGAAGAUCAGAUCAUCUUAGGCAAGCAAUACGUUCUAGUUGGCAGUGCUGGCACUGUUCGAUCUCAGAGUGACACAGCUUAUGGGGCGAACUUUGAACUGCAGAGGAGGGAGGCAGAUUUCCCAAUUGGUCAGGUGCAGUCUACAUUGUCUAUGUCUGUCAUAAAGUGGAGAGGUGAUUUGGCUCUAGGUUUCAACAGUAUGGCGCAAUUCGCUGUGGGACGCAAUUCGAAGGUAGCUGUUCGAGCAGGAAUCAAUAACAAGCUCAGUGGGCAAGUAACCGUGAGGACAAGCAGUUCAGACCAUCUCUCUCUUGCACUUACUGCUAUUAUUCCAACUGCAAUUGGCAUCUACAGGAAGCUUUGGCCGGAUGUUGGCGAGAAUUACUCAAUCUACUAAAUUUCAUUUUCAUAUCAGCAUUGCAUUUUUGGUUCAUUAGACCUUAUAUGAUGGCAUAUUAUCUUUGUCAGUUCGUUGAAUAAUGCUUCUGUUAAUUUCUUCCCAUCUAUUUAGGAUUUCUACUGUUAUGAGUUAUAAGUCAAUUUUGAGUGAUUGAAUGUACUUUUUUGCCAGAUGAAAUGAAGAGGUUUGUGUUGCUUUAAA